AGAGAGAGAGGGUUUUGGGCAUAAAUUCUGAAUGCAAUGAAAAGGCAACGACAAAGCCGGCAAAUGCCCUGCAACAACACUUGCCUUCUUCCUUUCCUCCUCAGCUUCAGCUCAGCAGAUUCCGCAAUCUGUCCACGACCCAACCCCAACCCCAAUCCCAAUCCCUUGUAAAAAUUAAUUUCCCCUAAAUCUAAAUUUGCUUCUUUUUAGCUUUUCUUAUUUCCCACCCACUCAAAAUUGCAGAUUUUCGGAUAAAGGAAAAGGGAAUUAAUUUAAAGCAUACCGAGUGAAUCUUUCAGGGGGAUUGGAUUAAAGAAGAACCCCCCAAAGUGAUUUGAUUGGUUGUGCUGUGAAUCUGCGUUUGCUGAAGACGAAGGGUUCGACAUAGAUUUGAUCUCUCCGGGGAGGUAGAUGGGUUGUUUUCCAUGUUUCGACUCCAGGGAAGAGGAAAAGCUCAAUCCCCGCGACGACAGAGAAGAUGACCAUAGGGAAACUCAUUCCACAGUUCCUUCUAACAUAUCCAAAUUAUCCUCUGGAGGAGACAGGCUGAAAACAAGAAGCAAUGUCGGGCCGAGGAAGGAGGCGUCGGGAUUGAAAGACUUGCCCGAUUCUCAGAUUGCUGCGCAUACGUUUACUUUCCGCGAGCUCGCUAAUGCUACGAACAAUUUUAGGGAAGAAUGUUUCUUGGGCGAGGGAGGAUUCGGCCGUGUGUACAAAGGAAAGCUUCCGUCCGGACAAGUUGUUGCUGUGAAACAGUUGGAUAGGAACGGGCUUCAGGGGAACCGGGAAUUUCUUGUUGAGGUUCUAAUGCUUAGCCUUCUCCACCAUCCGAAUUUGGUGAAUUUGAUGGGCUACUGCGCUGACGGUGAUCAAAGGCUUUUGGUUUAUGAGUUUAUGCCGUUGGGGUCGUUAGAAGAUCAUCUACAUGAUCUGCCUCUCGACAGAGAGCCGCUCGAUUGGAACACGAGAAUGAAAAUAGCAGCCGGGGCGGCAAGAGGGUUGGAAUAUCUUCACGAUAAGGCGAAUCCUCCCGUUAUUUACAGGGAUUUCAAGUCGUCGAAUAUAUUGCUCGGUGAAGGGUAUUUUCCAAAGCUCUCCGACUUCGGACUUGCGAAACUCGGCCCUACAGGCGACAAAUCCCAUGUAUCGACGAGGGUCAUGGGAACCUAUGGCUAUUGUGCGCCUGAAUAUGCGAUGACUGGGCAGUUGACGGUGAAGUCCGACGUUUACAGCUUCGGAGUCGUUUUUUUAGAACUCAUUACCGGGCGUAAGGCCAUCGACAGCACCCAACCUCAGGGGGAACAAAACCUUGUUGCGUGGGCUCGUCCAUUGUUCAACGACCGUCGAAAAUUCGCGAAGCUGGCGGAUCCGAGGCUGGAAGGAAAGUUUCCAAUGCGCGGCCUUUAUCAAGCUUUAGCUGUGGCGUCGAUGUGCAUUCAAGAACAGGCUGCCGGGCGUCCGUUGAUCGGCGACGUGGUGACCGCCCUUUCUUACCUUGCGAACCAGGCGUACGAUCCGAGUCUCGCUCCCGGGCAUAGCAACCGAAUUGGCGCGGAUAAGGAUGAUAGCAGAAACAAAGACGGGAAAAGCGUGAGGAACGAAGAAGGGGGCAGCUCUGGCCGGAAAUGGGAGCUGGAAGGGUCGGAGAAGGAUGAUUCCCCGAGAGAAACGGCGAAGAUGUUGAACCGGGAUUUGGAUAGAGAACGAGCUGUCGCCGAGGCUAAAAUGUGGGGCGAGAAUUGGCGACGCCAAAAUGCUCAGGGAAGCUACGAUGGAAACAACGGGUGACGGGCGCAAUCGCGAUCGAUUUACGGCGAUUUUUCGAGAGGUAAGGAGCAAAGAGGAUGGAGAUGAUUUUUGUUUUGAGUGGCUACCUCCAUCAAUGUAUCCUAUGGUAUGGUUUGGGGAUUUUAAGUUUGUGAUGAAGAAGAAGAAGAAGAGAGUUUGGAGGUGUGUAUAUUUGCAGGAAUGAAUGAAUGUGUGUAAAAUUGUAUCCAAAGUCUUGUCUUUGUAACAUUCAAAUCUCUCACCUUUUUGUGCCAUGGGAAUCAAUUUUGCUUUCAUUUA
Andrographis paniculata is the source of this 2067-nucleotide messenger RNA. RefSeq names its product serine/threonine-protein kinase PBS1-like. Gene Ontology annotation, biological process: protein phosphorylation. Lineage: Eukaryota; Viridiplantae; Streptophyta; Magnoliopsida; Lamiales; Acanthaceae. The record is from RefSeq and is a predicted model, not a curated record. The transcript is spliced from 5 exons. The coding region runs from base 412 to 1788 and encodes 458 amino acids. Gene Ontology annotation, molecular function: protein kinase activity; ATP binding.